This is a messenger RNA of Eriocheir sinensis (Chinese mitten crab), 13056 nucleotides long. RefSeq names its product leucine-rich repeat serine/threonine-protein kinase 1-like (gene Lrrk). Gene Ontology annotation, molecular function: protein kinase activity; protein binding; ATP binding. Gene Ontology annotation, biological process: protein phosphorylation. Bases 197 to 10903 code for a protein of 3568 amino acids. NCBI's taxonomy places the organism in Eukaryota, Metazoa, Arthropoda, Malacostraca, Decapoda, Varunidae. The transcript is spliced from 45 exons. The record is from RefSeq and is a predicted model, not a curated record.
CCUGGGCGGCUCCCCAGACCGCAAGGCAAGAACAGUCGCGUGGAUCAGGUUUCGAAGGUGACCGCGGAAACAGUGUCGUCCUCGUGUCGACGCAUUGCCCCGCGGCGCCCGUGUGCUGCUCCCUCGCGUCCCCCCGAGGGCAUGUAGGCACCGCUCUGACUCCUCCGAUUGUUUGUGCCACGGCGUAGGAAUUAGCAUGGCUGACUUCGUGGAGACGGACAGUCCCCUCCCGACGCCGACGCUAGGCAGGAAGGUCAAGGGCGGCGGGCAGGACCCCCGGAGCAGCCCGCCCUUCGCCAGGAAAGGCUGCCUUAGAAGGAAGGCUGGCGGGCAGGAGGGCGGCGGCCAGAAGAGUGACGCCCGCGCCAAGGGUCGGAAGGCGCGGCGGCAGCAUGAGAAGGGCGGCGUCGUGGCCACCUCCUACAAAAAGCUGUGCCACAGCCUCUCCUCGAGCUUCAGGGGCACCAGAGACAACGCCACCACCGCCACCACCACCACCACCACCACCUCCAGCACCACCACCACCACCACCGCCGCUACCACCACCUCCAGCACCACUACGACCACCUCCAGCACCACUACGACCACCUCCAGCAUCACCACCACCAUUAACACUCAGGAGCCCCGUUACCCCACCCACGAUGUCCCCGUCAGCAGCACAAACGGCCUAGCUGACGUCACACUGACCCACGCCACAGCUCAAACCAUCCCCCGCGCCGCAGAGCCGCCGCUGGAGAGCGGCACCACGAGCGGCGAAGGACAGCAGCAGGCCUGCUUGGCGCCGCCGCUCCCCGGAGCGGUGCUCCAUGGCGGCGAGUCACGGGAGCCUCUCGGCGAGGUCAGCGAUGGGGAGCAGCAGGAGCAGCAGGACGCCCGCGUCGUGUGCCUCAGCUUCAAGAGGAUCGGCUCCGCGAGAACCCGACCAGACACAGACGCAGGCCGGGCGGAGCACGAUCCUGGGGGCGGUGACGCCACGCCGAGCACUCAUGGCAGAGGCUCAAGGGAGGCAGCCACAAGUGACUCUCAUACCACGCCGAGGCAAGACCACGACCACAAGCAUGGCGCCAAGGGUUGUGUGGGCGCCGGGCAGGCCGCCCCACGGCCCAUCCGGCCCGUCGCCUGGCCGGAUCCGGGUGGCCGCCUCGGGAACAAGUCUGCCGCCCUGGAGCAGCACCCCGCCGUGCUGAGGCGGCAGCUGAGUCGGGGCAGCGAAAGGAAAAUGCCCGGCACGCCUGAGCGCAGCGUGGCGGUCCUGCGGCGGGGCAGUCUGCAGGAUCGGUACCUCCUGCGCUGGUCCACAUACCACGACAUUGACCUUGGCAGCCCACAGACCAGCGCCGCGGGCCCAGCCGACGCCCUCCCUGCCAGGGCGCAAGGAGAGGUCAUAAGGGGAGAUGUUGGUGCCUCUGGCCGCCGAGACACCGACGAAAAGCCUCAGAGGAGGAAGGAGAACCUCCACAAGACACCCGGCGACACAAAGAAGGACCCGCCGCCUCCUGCCCAACCCGUGGACACUGCCGGCGGGGCGGCCGAGGCACCUGAGAGCGAGGGCUUUGCGAGGCACAGAGAAGUAGCUCUGAAGGAGGCCCUCGUGAGGCUGAGCUUAGAUUUGGGAAGAGGAUCCAACAAGUCUGUGUUUGACAACCUUGUGAGCAUCUGCAGCGAGACUGUGGCCAGCAGCAUCAGGCGGUGCCAUGCAGAGUCCCCCGACGAGGUGCCCGGCAGAGUGACGGAUGCGGGCCGCCAGCAGGGCGCCCUCUUGUUCGGCGACAUUGUAAAGGAGUUCGUGGCCAGACUUCCCUCCGACCAGGACGAGGUACAGACAGGUGCAGGACCGUCCACGCGGCCUUCAGUCUCCGGAGACAUUUUCAGCUAUCACCCGCCAGCGGCGGCGGAACCACCGGACACCUUGAGCGUGAUCCAGGAGGCCAUCCAGAAGGCCUGCGACGGGCUGCUGCGUGAGGACGCUUCCCAAGUGUCGCCGAGUUUUGCAUCUCCUGCCGAGUCCCAGGUCACUCCCGCCGUGGCGGGCGGCGACCACAAAGACACCUUCGUCUUCCCUUCCUUCGCCAAGAUGGAGGAGUCCCGAGCAGUGAGUCGGCGAGGCUCCGUGGACCAGCUGGAGUUCUCGAGGGUCCGGCUCAGUAAGACUGGUAGAAUUGAGGUGGUUGACGCCAAGAUGGAGGAGUCCAGAGCAGUGAGUCGGCGAGGCUCCGUGGACCAGCUGGAGUUCUCCAGGGUCCGGCUCAGUAAGACUGGUAAAAUUGAGGUGGUGGACGACGACGCCGAGGUUGAGGAGGCGGAAGAGGAAGAGAGGCACGAAGACGCCUCCUGGCACGGCUCCGCCUCUCCCCGUGACCCGCGUCCCGCCGGCGACCCUCCGCCCGUCGCCAAGCCCAAGGCUAGCCUCGCCGAACGCUUCAAUCAGUGGCGCCUCGCGUGGGGCUUCAAGCACGACGACUCGCCGCCGCUGCCACCGCCAGGCAGACACGAGGCGCUCAGGCUCCGGGCGCAACAGCGGAGGGCCAGCGUGCCGGACUUUUCUCGGCGGCGGUUCUCUUUCUCCGGGACGUUUAACGAUCUGCAUCACUCGGUCCAGAGCCAGACAGAGUCAGUCACCCCUGCGACGCCUCCCAAGAUGAGGAAGAAGGCCUUGGCCGAGCACAGCCAAGCCAGAUCCAGCCCCAGGCGAGGCUCCGUAUCCUCCUUCCUCACCGUGGCGCCGCCCGAGUCUGACGCUGGGGGGGGCAGGAGGGCCAGUUUUGAUGACCGGCUAAAGAAAGGCAACCCCCGGUCUGUGGACAAAGCCAGCGACGCUUUCUCCUACUUCCUGGACUACCCCGUGCUGCAACAAGAUGCGCGGGAGCUGGCGCGGCAGGAGCUCCACUCUGCGCUGCGCGAGUCGUGCAGCCGCGGUGAUGUGUCGCGCGCGAAGGCCAUCCUGCGUGACUUGGGGGCCGAGGCGCAGAUCAUCAUCAACUCUGCUCCCAAUGGCUCCAACACCCUGCUCUUCAAGGCGUGUGAGGAGGGUCAGAGGGAGAUGGUGCGCCUCCUCCUGGACCACGGGGCUGACGGCAGGAUCCACCCCGUCACCAAGUACUCGCCGCUCUACAUUGCUUGUUACUACGGCCGGCGAGACAUUGCGGAGAUGCUGCUCAAGAAGUUCCCGUGCCUGGCGUGUGUGUCCACCGUGGAGCGCUGGCUGCCCCUCCACGCGUGCAUCAUCAACAGCCAUGUGUCUGUGCUUGACCUGCUGCUCAAGUUCCCCUACCCAGAAGAGGCUCUCCAUAAGUACUGGGACAAGACAGGGCAGUUUGAGUAUGACAUGGCCUUUGACAUCAACAUGAAGGAUGUGACCGGCCAGAGUGCACUCUACCUAGCCUGUUACGUGGGCAACCAGAAGCUGGUGGACCUGUUACUGAAGCACCGCGUCCAGGGGCACAGAGUGAAGACCAAAGAAGAAAUUGAGGAGGCAAAUUUGAAGGACCAGGAGACCAGCAGCAACGACUCCAAGUCCAGUAGCCGAGAGAACACCAAGAGCAGCCUCAACGCCAACACAGAUUCAGUGGAGAAGACGGAGGAGGUGACGAGCCCCACCAAACACCGCAUCUCCGGGGGCAUCCAGGCGCUCAUGUCCAAGCUGAACCUGGUGAAGACGGACAACUCCCACAAGGACAACAUGCUUUCCCCUCUUGAUAUUGACAUGUAUUGUAACAGCAACACUGAGACGGCACUCCACAUUGCUGUCAAGAACAAGCACCACAUCAUCGUGUCAAUGCUCCUCAUGGCGGGAGCAAACCCCAACCUGCGGGUGUACCUGCCUGACGAUGAGAUGGCCAGGCUGGCAGAGGACGAGUACAUUUUCACAGGGUCAACUGCUCUCGUGGAGGCCUGCCGCAACAGAGACUUGGGCAUGCUGGACCUGCUGCUGAAGAGCCACGCCCGGGACGACGAGUGCAAGGCGCUCUUCAUCGCUGCUCACGCCAAGGAUGAAGUCAUCGUCUCCAAGCUUCUCGCCCUGAAGGCUCACCCGGACCCUGAGUUCAAGGUCAACAAACGAGCGCUGGACAUCAAGCCGAGCCAGCAGUUCAGCUCCCUCAAUGUCAGCAAUGCCGGGGGCGUGUACUCCUCCCUGGCGCCCUCCACACCCGUCAUGAUCAACUGGCAUGGGCAGCGCUGCCUCUCCUACAUCAAGGACCAGUGGUUGGUGGACGCCUCAGUGAACCUCAACCCCAAGCUGCGGCUGAGUCCCCGUAACCAGGUCAUCGCCCUCUACGCCAUCACCCGCCUCGACAUCUCCAACAAUGCCCUCACCGAGCUGCCGGACAUGAUCUUCCAGCUGCCGAGCCUCAAGACCCUCAACGCAGCCCAGAACAAAAUCGAGAAGCUUCCUCCCUCCAUCGGCCAGUUUGUUGACGGCACGGUGACCCUCCCCAGGAAAGGCUCGAAGAAGGAUUUGUUCCAGGGGCCGCUGUCUGUCCUGGAGGAGGUCCACAUACAGGACAACCGACUGGACCACCUGCCGGACGGAAUCUUCACCCUGCCGGCCCUGCAGCUCCUCGACGUGUCCAACAACAAGCUGUCCUCGCUCCCCUACAAGAUAUGGACGGCGCCCAAACUCCGGGAGCUCAACGUGUCCCUCAACCUGCUGCACGACCUCCCUGUCCGGCCUGAGGGGCAUGGGCAUGACUCUGGCAUGGGUUCUGACGCCAUGAGUGAAGUCAGCGACGAAGACAGUGUGUCCUCCUUGAAUGACCUUCACCUCAGCCUCCCAGACGACCUCACAGAAGAGUCUCCAGCUCGCCGCAAGACCCCAGACCCCAGGGGAGUGCUGUCCCUGGGGAAGCAUGGCAACGUGGUGACCUGCUGCCGGCGCCGUGAGCUGAAGCACCACAGCCUCUGGUCCAGCACCGUGGAGAUCCAGGAGUCGCUGGUGGGGGUGAGGGAGACGCAGGAGGAGACUCUGUCCAACCUACAGUCUCUUAACCUGUCCCACAACUCCUUCAUGUCUGUUCCCAACGGCCUGGCCUGCCUUGCCCUCUCCCUCAACCGCCUCAACCUGAGCUACAACAGGCUGACAGAGAUGGGUGCAGCAAGCUGUUACCCUGUGGGUCUGAAGCAGCUGGACCUCUCUCACAACCGAAUCCGAGCCUGGCCCACUGUGUCCCGCAGUGAGUCCCUGGAGAGCCUUGAGUCCACAGUGUCCUCCUGCUACGCCCUGGCGGAGCUCAACAAGAGCAACAAGUUCUUGUGUCCAGCUAGAUCCAAUAAACACCCAUCCUUUUCCUUCCCUCCAUUUUACAUAUACGCAGGAGGCCGCAAGUAUGGCCAGAACUUGAGUGUUGCCCGGGCCCGGGGGGGAACAAACUCCCCGAUGGGCAGCUCCCCGACCCCCGGCAGUUGCAUCCACCGCCGCCACAUGCGCCUGGAGUCCUUGCGCACCCUCAUCCUGGCUGACAACAAGCUCACCCGUCUCACCCUCUAUCUGGAUGAGAACGACUUCUCGCUGGUGACUGAAGUUGAUGAAAAUGAAGCGAGUCCCGUCCGCACCAACACUCCCCGAAAGUCCUGGCUGCUCUUCCCCAACCUCUCAAUGCUGGACGUGAGCAACAACCAACUCAGGGACCUGCCCACCACCCUCCACGAGUUGACCAACCUCUCGGUCCUGAACAUCUCCGGCAACGAGGACAUCACAGAGCUCCCGCCUGAGAUGGGUCUCCUCUCCCGCCUCUGGAACCUCAACACCAGAGGCUGUUCCCUGCAGGAGCCCCUCAAGUCCAUGAUUGAAAGCAAAAAAUACAAAACCAUGGAUGUCAUUGGCUACCUAAAGAGUAUAUUAGAGGAUGCCCGGCCCUACGCAAGGAUGAAGCUGAUGAUCGUGGGCGUUCAAGGCAUUGGGAAGACGUCUCUCCUGGAGCAGCUGCGGCAGGAAGGGACCGGCUCCUACAGGAAGAAGCCAGUGGAGCACUGGGCCAAGAGGAUGGGCAACAAGAACAUCAACACACGCACCUCCCGUGGCACCAGCAUGUCCACGGUCGGGGUGGACAUCGGCGACUGGAUAUUUGAGAAGAAAAUUCGGGGUCACAGCAAUUAUGGCCCGGUGGUUUUCAGGACCUGGGACUUUGGGGGCCAGAAGGAGUACUACGCCACCCACCAGUACUUCCUGUCCAAGCGCUCCCUGUACCUGGUGGUGUGGAAGAUCAGCGACGGAGAGCGUGGAGUGGCCGAGAUCCUCCAGUGGCUCGUCAACAUCCAGGCACGAGCCCCCAACUCUCCCGUCCUAAUCGUGGGCACUCACUACGACCUGGUGAAGGAGAAGUUCCCGCCCUCCUGGAGUGAAGACCUGCAGCAGAUCAUCAGGGACAAGUUCAUCAAUGUGAUAGAUGCCGACAAGCUGGGCCUUCCGAGGGUCUUGGACACGAUAGAGGUGAGCUGCAAAACAAGACACAACGUCAAGCUGCUGUGCAACUUGAUCUACGACACUGUGUUCAGCCUCAAGACACCAGGGAGCAAAGAGCGGCUUCUGGAGCAGAGAAUCCCGGCCUCCUACCUGGCACUGGAGGACGUGGUGGGGGUGCUGGCCCUGGAGCGGAGGGUUCAAGGCCGCGACCCAGUACUGAUGGCUGACAAGUACCAGACGUUGGUGACGCAGGAGAUGUCCAGCCGGGGCCACCGACCCUUCAGGGAUGUGGCGGAGCUCAACCAGGGCACCACCUUCCUGCACGAGAAUGGUGUGAUGCUGCAUUACGAGGAUGCCACCCUGAAGGACCUGUACUUUUUGGACCCCCAGUGGCUGUGUGACAUGCUGGCCCACGUGGUCACCAUCAGGGAGAUCAACCCCUUCGCCCGCAACGGCAUCAUGAAGCUGGACGACCUCAAGCAUGUGUUCAAGUCCUCCACGUGUGCCCCGCUGGAUGCCAAGUCCUACAUCUUGAAUCUCCUGAACAAGUUUGAAGUGGCGCUCACCUGGGACAACCGCACGCUGCUCAUCCCCUCGCUGCUGCCCUCCGAGGAACAUCUGCGGAGUGGCCUGCCGGGGACGGACGUGAGGAUCCCGGUGCGGUCAAGAGGCUGGGCCAUCAGGAACAAGAAGUUUUCCAGCUCCACCGGGUCCACCAUCGUCGGCAACUCCUCCUUCUACAUGAGCAGCACCGAGGAGCGAAAACAACGUCCCCUCUCCUCUCAUGGGCUUACCACUGAGGCCAUAGGGAGCCCCAAGAAAGAAGGAGCUGAUGGGAGUCCAGUCCCGUGCCCUGAGCCUCCGCAGGUCCAGGUGACGCAUCGCUCGGCCCCUCACGCCGCCAUCCGCCGCCUCCUCCUCAUGUCCUACUUCCCCUCUGGCUUCUGGUCGCGCCUCAUCACCCGCAUCCUUGCAGACGACGCCGUGGUGGACAUCGUCAGAAACUACUUUGUCAUGCCACGAGAGGUUUUAAAUGACCGAGGGCUGUCAUCAGUGCUGGGGGGUCAGGCGGAGUGGAUGUGCUGGCAGACAGGGAUGGAGCUCCACUACGCCCACACCACACUCUUCCGCAUGAGGGAGGUGAUCCCCUGCUUCUCACACAACGCACAGAUGCACCACGGACAUGGCGGCCCCUCCCCUAACUCCUCUCUAGCCUCCACACAGACCAAUCACUUGUUCUAUGACUACAAGAGCAUGCGAUUCCUUGUCCGCCAGGAGGGAAUGUGGUCAGACGUUGAGGUGAACAAUUCAGCUGUCUUGGAAAUCUGCCUUCCCAACGAGGCUGUGGUGAUCAAGAGACCCUUCCAGGACAGCAACCUUUCCAACCCCGCCUCAGACAUCCUGGCCAACGGGAUCCAGAGCGUUGUGUUGGACCCGGCGCCGGAGUGUGUGGCCAAGCUGCUCUCCCUGGCCGUGGACCACAUAGACACGCUGCUGGAGGACUGGUAUCCUACCCUGGGCACACGCUUUGUGCACACCAGUGAAGGAAAGUUCCUAGUGACCCGCCUGGUGCCUUGUCCGGUGUGUCUGGAGUGUCACGGGCAGCAUGAGGGGCCGGGCAACCACCCCCAGGCCCGCCACCUUCCUGACAACUGGGGCUCCUUCGUGGAGAUGAACCCCCUCUACUGCUCCAUGACAGCCUCACAGAUCUCCCAGGACCUGACUGCAUCCCACAGCUCCUCUCUUGAGCGCUCACUCCUAACUAACAGUCUCCUGGGAAGUCUGGCUCCGUCCCAGCAGGGCCAUCCUGCAACAAUGCCCUUCGGUAGUGUGUCGUCCUCUCACCCUGGGGGCCGCAACUCCUCCACCACCAAUCCUGCCGGGGGUGGCGGUGGUGGCAUCUCCCCGGCAGGUGCAGCGGCAGGCGGGGGAGGGAACAUGUCGCCCCAGCUUCCAAGGCGCAGUUGGGGGUCCCGAGAGUCCUACACCUCAGACGGGGACAGCGGUGUUGGGGCCGAGUCCACUACGUCAAGCACAAGGCAGUGGCCAAGGCUGCCUCUCAUUGCUGCCUCACCUGCCCCGUCCAGCCGCAAAGCCUCAGCGGAGGGUCGGCCAGACCUAGACAACAGUGCCAACAAUGAGAGCGAGAGUUCUGGGGCCCAGGAGGUGACGCCGGUGGUCUACUCCUUCAUGGUGGAAGAAUGCAUCCUGGCCGCCUACACCGCCCGCUCUGUGCCCUGUCCUCUCCACGCUGACCUACUCUUGGCCCAGAUUGCCCCCGACACAGUGUUCCUGGAUCUGGGUGAUCGUUACCUAGUGCGGCCGGAGGUCAUCAAGCAGGGCAAGCUUCUGGGCCGGGGCGGUUUUGGGUUUGUCUUCCAGGGCUCCUGCCGCAACCGCCUGAACGGAGGCCCCAUGGACGUGGCCCUCAAGAUGCUGCAGCCCGUUGACCCGGGGCCCAACGCCCGGCAGAGUGCCAUCGUGGCCUUCAAGGCUGCCCAGAGCAAGUGGGAGAGGGACCCCCUGCAGUAUGCCUGCAAAGCCUACUGUUCAGCCCGGCAGGAGGUCAACAUUCUGCUGGCCCUGCGCCACCCCCACAUCGUGCCAUUGGUAGGAGUGUGUCCCCGCCCCUUGGCCUUGGUCCUGGAGCUGGCACCCCAGGGAGCCUUGGACCAGUGCCUCAAGCAUUACCAGCGGUCAGGAGCCAGACUGUCACUCCCCACCCUGCAGACUGUUAUCCUGCAGGUAGCAAAGGCCCUGGAGUACCUUCAUGGCCAACAUAUAAUCUACCGAGACCUCAAGAGUGAGAAUGUCCUGGUGUGGGAGCUGCCGCCGCCCUUCCACCACCAGCCACACCCCAGGGUUGACGUCCGACUGGCAGACUAUGGGAUCAGCAGGUCAAGCCUACCCACGGGCACCAAGGGCUUCGGUGGAACGGAAGGCUUCAUGGCCCCCGAGAUGAUGAGACACAACGGGGAGGAGGAGUACACGGAGAAGGUGGACUGUUUCUCCUUCGGGAUGUUCAUGUACGAGCUGCUGACCACGCAUCAGCCCUACGAACACUGUGAUAAUGUGAAGGAGCAUGUGUUGGAGGGAGGACGGCCGGCACUCACUCACAGGGAAACUGAGUACCCGGUGUAUGUGCUGGACCUGAUGGUGAUGUGUUGGUCCCAGCAGCCGCGCUUCCGACCCUCCGCCUCACAGAUCGUCUCCAUCGCUUCCGCACCUGAGUUCACCCACCUGCUGGAUGUUGCCUCCCUGGACCAUUCCCUCAAUAUUACAGAUGCCAUACGAGUGCCUCCAGCCUAUGUUAAAGAUGAAGAUGGAGAGUUGGUAAUGCGUGAGCUUGGGAACAUCUGGGUGAGCCGCACGUCCCCGCAGCUGGACAUGGUUGGGGCGGGGGAGUGGGGCUGGGCGGGCUACACCAGCAUCGAGGGGCUGCCGGACACCAUCACCGCCAUGUGUUGUGUGGGGGAGCACGUCUGGCUGGGAGACAACGCCGGCAACAUUCACGGCUACAACAUGGUGGACUACAGCCGGGUGUUCAGCUACUGCCUGGAGCCUGACGCCCCUCAGUCCUCCCCGGUGCGCUCCCUCUGCAGCCUCUAUGCCCUGGGCCGGGUAGCCGUGGCCCUCCUCAACGGCCGCCUGUUUUUGUGUAGUUCUGACGUCACCCCCACAUCCCCGGUGCUGGGCGAGGGCAGCUUUGUCAUGACUGAGCUGGCCGGCUCCACGCAGGAAAUACAUUGCCUUGCAGUCACCCAGACCGACACCAACUGGUCGCUGUGGUGUGGGGGAAGCCAGGGCACCAUGAGUGUCUUCUGCCUGAGGGACGAUGGUUUGGUGUUGAGCCAAGAUGCUGUGACUCACUUCACCUCCACCUCCACGCCACCCCCAAGUGACUCUGCCGAUGUGCUAAUUCUCCACGCCCCACAGAAUCUCUCCACUGUGUCUCCUCACCUCAGAAGCUCCAUCUGGUCCUAUGUUUAUCCAGGGUGUGUUGUGUACCACUGGGACGCCAAGGAGCAGAAGGUGGUGAACCGGCUGGACUGCUCCAAGCUGGUGCCGUGCUCUGAAAGCCUCCAGUCCAUCAGCAUUGAGGAGCACCUAUCCCCGUCACACUGCCAGGUGACAGCCAUGGCUGUUUGUGGGAGUGAGGUGUACGUGGGCACCACGUGGGGCUGUGUGGUGGUGGCGGAGGCAGAGUCCAUGCGUCCCAUAACUGUGUUCAGACCCUACGAAAAUGAGGUGCGUGCGAUAGUUCCUCUUCCUCCGUCUCUUGUGGUGCUGGAUCAGGGCGGCUCUGAAGACCAUCUGGAUGGGCUUGGCAUGGACGAGGAUGGUGUGCCGAGCCCCACACCUCUGCUGGCCACGAUAGGCAAGGGUUACCGCAACCUGCUGGGCCGCUAUGCACCCAUGCCCAGGUCAGCCCAGCCUGAACCCACAGCUCAGCGGGCCAUGUACUGCUUACUGUGGCGGGCACACCACUGGUUAAACACAUGAGGGACACUCCACUUUAUCCACUUAAUAUAUAUAUAUAUAUAUAUAUAUAUAUAUAUAUAUAUAUAUAUAUAUAUAUAUAUAUAUAUAUAUAUAUAUAUAUAUAUAUAUAUAUAUAUAUAUAUAUGAAGAAAUAAAUGAAUUAGUAGUAAGGAAAGCCUUUGCACAGUCUCUGUGAGACUUAAGUUUUGCAAAUAUUAAAGUGAAUAAGUUUGCUGUGCAUUAUAGCUCAAAUUGCAUGGUCACAAUGUUAACCAAGACAAGGUUGUACUCAUAUCAAUAAUGACCUGCUGUGGCUGUCACUCUAGCUUGUAUGAAGGCUGCAUCAUGUCAGGAUGAGGACUCAUGAUAACAUGCUGGUGUAAACACUGACUGCCAGGGAGUGUGCAGCAAUGCCUUCCUUGUUGAGGCCACACGACACAUUCCUGCCGGGGUCAGGGACAGCCUGCCUCUGGCCAAGGCACAGGAAUAACACAGAUGUGUGUUUUAGCAUUACUUAAGGAGUGUGACUUCCCUAAUUAAAGUUUAAAAGGUUGUUGAAAUAUUUUUGAAGUUACAGAUUACAUUUUUGUGUACAUGUGUUAAUAAUGCCAUAUGUAUAUGUUAAUUAUUUUACAUGCACUUUUAAAGAUAUUUGCCUUAAAAAUCACCUACUUAAUAAGAGGCAACUUAAGUGAUCCUGUAACCAAAAGCCUACUUAAGUAAGAGGUCAGGGGCAGUAGCAGCAGCAGCAACAGCAAGUCUCAGGGUCACCAGAAGUCAGUAGGAGCUGGACACCUUGCUGGGGCCUGUGGCGAGGUCCCAGCACACACACUAAACAUGCCAAAGGCUGAUAAUACUCAUGAUAGAUGCAGACCUUUCUUGUGUUUCAUGUAAAACAGGAAACACAACUGACCAUUAAGUCAUUCAUAAGUACUGGCAUUAGGAGGACUAAACUAUUGUCAUAUUAACACAACAUUUCUGAACUGGGCCGCCACAGACCCUGAGGUGCACAGAAACUUGUCCCCAGGAGUAUCGUUGCCAGGCUGCUCUGCGUAUAGGCUCAGCCCCUACCCAGGAUGGUUGAGGGAGGGUCGGGAGGUCAUGAGGAGGGUAAGGUGUCAUAAUGUCGUUUUGUAAUUAAUAUUUGUACCAAAGAUGUUAUGUCAAGGAAGCUCGUAAUGUAAAUAAUAGCUCAUCUUAAGUUGCUUUAAUAAUGUAUUCAUAUUUAAGUUCCAACAUGGCACAAUUAUGUGUGUACUGCUAAAGUUUGACUAGACUACAGCUACCACUCUCACCAUGACUACUCACUGCUACCACUGCUACUACGGAAGAUGUUUAGUCUCUGAUACUACUACUACUACUACUACUACUACUACUACUACUACUACUACUACUACCACUACUGUUACUAUCAUUACUAACAUCAGACUACUUAUACUACUAUACUGAAGAUGGUUAGUCUCUACUACUACUACUACUACUACUACUACUACUACUACUACGACUACUACUACUACUACUUUUACUAACAUCAGACAAUUUACACUACUAGACAAACUACACUACUAUCACUAGACUACUACUACUACUACUAUAAUGACUACUUACCAUUACUAAAACUACAAAAAAUUAAUGUUCUUUUCCAUUAACCAUUUACACUCAUCACGUUCUACUUACUUAUUGCUUUCAGUCCACUAUUAUUUUUAUCUAUCUCAUUACCCUUGAACUGGCUGGCUGACCACACUGUUUAUCUUACUCUCUAGUCAUUGAAACCAUUUUAAUGUGAUAACUCCUUCUCAGCAGUUCAUAACCUUUCCUCGUUCUCCCGUGUAACCUGAACCUGUAAGGAGUGGAAGGUGGUUUGAGCUAUCCCCUAAGCCACACACAAGUUGUUAUCUAUAUUUUAUAAUCAAAGACGUCAUUUGCUAAACCAUCAGUCUCCACUUGUUGUUAUUUAUAAAGGACUUUACUUUUACUAUCGGGAGUUACAGAUAUUUUUUGAGCCUAUAUGAAGCCUAUUAGGAGGGUCUUUUUUUUCUUCUUUUUUUAUGAAUCUGUAAAAGGUCCAUCUCCCAAUAUGUUGACCAUGAUGAUAAGUUUGGGAGAAGCAGUGACUUGUCCAUCCAGAUUACCAGUAACAAAAUUUUAAAUACCAAAUUAAAUAUAAAUAUACU